AUGUUAAAGACUAUACUAGUUGUUUUGGCCAUCUUCGCUACUGCUGUGGUUUGCACACAGGUACCUAAAGCACCUCAACUAGGAGGACUGAACCUGCAAAUUCCCAUGGGCACAGGAAUGCCUUUCAGUUUAAAUAUCCCUUUCCUAGGCGUAAGUUUCGAUGUGAUUCUUUCAAUCGUUCACCUAGAGACAACCUCGGGAUUAGAGCAAAAAUAA
This is a messenger RNA of Haemonchus placei, 216 nucleotides long. Lineage: Eukaryota; Metazoa; Nematoda; Chromadorea; Rhabditida; Trichostrongylidae. The record is from the annotation of a GenBank genome assembly.